Rangifer tarandus platyrhynchus (Svalbard reindeer) is the source of this 327-nucleotide messenger RNA. The record is from the annotation of a GenBank genome assembly. Lineage: Eukaryota; Metazoa; Chordata; Mammalia; Artiodactyla; Cervidae.
AUGUAUUUCUCACAGCUACAGGUCAAGAUCAAGGUGCAGGAAUGGCUGAGUUCAGGAAAAGGUGGCUUGUUACCAGCUUGUCCAAGAAGGUAUGAUGCUGCUCCCAUGUGCUCACAAGCCCUGAGCACCACAAAUGAUCACAUAUCUUCCCGAGCUUUGACCAAAACGCAAGGAGAAAAGACUGGCCUGCAGCAUCAGCUAGGUGGGAAUUGCCCAGACUUUGAACAGAAUACUACUUGGGUUCAGAUCCCGGCUCUGCCUCUUAACAGCUAUGUGAACCUGGACAAGAUACUUCACUUCCCUGUGCCUCGGUCAUGCCAUCUGUGA